Molecule: messenger RNA, 4345 nt
Organism: Gigantopelta aegis
Lineage: Eukaryota; Metazoa; Mollusca; Gastropoda; Neomphalida; Peltospiridae
Product: protein C19orf12 homolog
Exons: 4
Coding region: 160-570 (136 amino acids)
Source: RefSeq, a predicted model, not a curated record
UCGAGACUAUUUCGUUCUUUGGAUUUUAUUUUAAAAUAUUUGUUUAGUUUGUUUAUUUUUUAUUGCUGGGGGUUCUGUGUGAAGCACCGUGUUCCUCCUGUGCUUGAAUUGUAGAACUGACUGAAGAAUUCUAAGUUUGGGACUUACUUUCUGAACAGUAUGGCUGCAGCUGUUCUAGGCGCAGCAUUCAUUCCAUAUUUCAACCACCUCAUUGAGAUCUUGGAAACAAACAAAGAACUGAAAAAGACUGCGCUAGGCAUUUUGAGGCAGGUGGCUUGGGGUGCCGGCGGUACAGUGGUUGGAGGAUGUUUAGGUGGACCACCUGGAGCCUUGGUUGGUGGUAUAACCGGUGCUGUGAUUGGCUAUGCUGUCGGUGAUGAGUACCAGUCAUUGGUUAAAACUUUGAAGAACCUGACAGAUGAUGAAAAACGGAGGAUUGUUGACAAAGUACAAGAUGUUGUUGGCUCGACAGGAAUUGAAGCUCUGACCAGAUUUGUGGGUUUCCAGGCACAGCGAGAGAUUUUGAUCAACAUUCUGCAAAAAGCAACCAAAGAAAUGAGAGGUGGUUGAUCCGCUGAACAAUAAUUGGAACAUGUGUACUGACAUUUUUGGACAGAUAAUAAGUUAUGUUAAAACAAGAAGCAAAAACAAUGAGAAGUGACAGCCGCUGAUAGCAUUUACACUUAACAUUGACUUUACACUUAACAUUGACUUUGAAAUAUGCACAGACAUAUAUAUUGUAGAGACGUAUGGUUUGUGUAUAAAUUAUAAAAACAAUCAUAAACAGGGCUAGCUUCAGGUAAGCAGAAAAUGUCGCUUAAUUAUCAAACUUCAAAAUUAUCAGAAAGUCAGUUAUUUUAUAGCAAAAUGUAAAUUAUUAGAUGAAAUUAUUUCACUAAAAUAAAAUUUGCCAAUUGUUUUUAAAAUUUGUAAUUGGUGACGGGUGCCAGAGCUAGCCCUGCAUGACAAAAGUGUAUCACAUGUAUAAAAAUAUAUGCACAUACACAGGGCUCGAACUUUAGAAUUUGUCACCUACUGCAUUUAAAACAAAAUAAAAAGAUGUAAUUGCCAUGGGUAAAAUAGCCAGCCAACAGCAAUUUUCAAAUCUGCCUAUGGUAAAAAAAAAAAAUGACCUUUACAGCAAAUAAAUAUGACUGAAAGGUUAUUUUGUUUGCAUGUAGACAUAUUUCAAUUGUACAGAUUUUUAAAUACUGGCAGAUAAUGUAUACCAGAUAUAUUCAUUUUGCUGUUGUUGAGGAGUUUUUCUGACGGCAGUAAUUUUUAUCCAGCGCACAAAAGUGCCAUCAGUGACACUCCCGACCCAUGGCAAUAUAUAUCUCAAUGACGGCAAUUGCCAUCGUUUUUGUCAUUAAAUUCGAGCCCUGAUACAUAUGUACAGCUCAUUCCUUUCUGGUACUGGGUUAUCAUUCAUUUUGAAAUUACAAUCUCACCUCACCAUAUUAUAUACUACCUGACAAAAAAUAAGGGAACGACUGAUGUGAAUGUAACUAUCGUUGACAUGCACUGUUACAAUACAGUGGCGUUGCAUCUGAACGCUUCUUCUGAUCAAAAUGAAAUUUCACAUCAUGCAUGAACAGCAUGUGAUGUACGUGCACACAGAAGAUCAUGUGUAUGUGCUUAUCCUGGAACUCACAAACACUGAUGUAAGUGAGGUAAUCACAUGCGUGAAAAUGGUCCCAAAACGAUACCUUAAUGAAGAGACGAAAUGGCGAAUUGUCGGUACGAUAGAGGGAGGUACGUCAAUAUGCCAAGUUGCCCGAAUGUUUGGUAAAUCAAAAAGUGUAAUUUCUAGAUUGUGGGAUAAGUACCGUCAAACUGGCGGGGUUGCAACGAGACCUGGGCGUGGCAGGCCUAAAAAGACGACACCUCGACAAAAUCGUACCAUAACAUUAAUUGUUCUACGCAAUAGAUUCAAAUCAGCUACUGCUAUCAACAGUGAAUUCCGUACAAUAACAGGAAGGCGAAUUUCAACAUUGACCGUCAAGAACAGACUCUACAAAGCCCGCCUGAAAGCGAGGCGUCCUCUGAAGGGUGUGACCCUAACAGCUCACCAUAGGCGGCAACGGUUACGGUGGGCUAGGCAACACCAGGGACGGACUGUGAGACAAUGGCGUUACACCAUGUUUACAGACGAAUCGAGGUUCUGCCUGAGAUUCACAGAUGGCAGAAAACGUUGGCGACGUAGCUGCGAGAGAUAUGCCUGGGCUACAAUUCUAGACCAUGAUCGGUAUGGGGGUGGUAGUGUCAUGGUGUGGGGAGGGAUCACACAUAAAAGGCGAACAGAUUUGAUUAUUGUUAAUGGAAAUUUGACUGGCCAGAGAUAUCUGGACCAAAUUUUGUGUCCUGUCGUUGUUCCAGUGGCAAAAAAUAUUGGCAGAAAUUUUGAAUUUCAAGACGACAAUGCAAGUCCACAUCGUGCUCAGAUAGUCACCGAUUACCUACGACAACAAGGCAUACCGACAAUCGACUGGCCCGCUAAGUCCUCCGAUAUGUCCCCUAUAGAGCACCUGUGGGACGUUCUUGGGCGGAGAGUGUACGCAAGGGACCCAGCACCCGCCAACGUGGCCCAGCUUGCGGUAGCCUUUCAGAAUGAAUGGCGGGCAAUACCCAGGGCAACCAUACGUACAUUAAUCAACAGUAUGCCAUCAAGGUGUCGAGCAUGCAUCGCCCAAAAUGGUGGACACACCAGAUAUUGAUAUACACGCCCCAAAUUGGUUUUCCAGACAUUAAUCGAAAUAAAACAUUCACUAUAAUUUCACCCGUUCCCUUAUUUUUUGUCGGUAGUAUAUUAUCAUUUAUGAAAUGCAUAACACAGCCACACCUACUGUUUGUCGGUCUAUCACAAUGUUUCCAAAUUGUUUAUUUCCAUUUUUUUAUGGAUUUUGUAUUUUCACUUCCUGUUGCAGGGCUCGAACUUCAGAAUUUGUCUCCCAUUGCUAUUUUGUUUUUAUAUUGCCGUAGGUGAAACAGCUCACCAUCGGUAAUUUAAAGCCUGCCACAGCUGUUUGGAAAAAAAAAAAAGAAGACUUUUGCAGCAAAUAAAUAAGACUCAAAGGUUAUUUUGCUGUAUAUGACGUUUUAAUUAAAUGUACUGUUAUAUAUACUGGCAGAUAAUGUACACCAGGUGUAAACAUUUUGCCAUCAUUGAGGUGGUUUACCGACAGCACUUUUGUGCCAUCAGUGAUGCUCCAGACCUAGGGCAAUUUAUAUCUCGACGGCAAUUGCCGUCUGUGCCAUCGUUAAAUUUGAUCCCUGCUGUUGUAUACAGGAAUCACUGUAAUGGUAACUCAUAAGGGUAUGGGUCUUUUCUAACGGAGAUUGUCACCAUCAGAUGAUGUCGUGAUGUAUAUCUGUGUCAAAGUUGUAGUCUUCUUCGAGUACUCGUGGAGGCCCUAAUACCAGUAGUUUUUUCAUGUUAUUUAUAGUGUGCAAGAUUUAUCCACUAGAUUGCUACACAGUGUCCAAGGAGAAAACAAGAUACAGCUAAAAUUACUCUUCCAUUUUGCUCCAUCUCUCACAAACUAUAAGUCCUAGACCAAUAAAACAUUGUUUAUAGUUGCACAGGUCUAAGCAUGUUCGUCACAAUGCCUGUGGGAAAAAAACCACAAUAAUAAAAAUAUUAUUUAUAAUAAUUGUUUUUUAUGGUUUUUUUACUUAAGAUUUUUUUAAUAUGCAAUGAGAUUAAUAUCUAUGAAUGCAUCUGUUAUCAACUAUAUACAUGUAGUAGACGAUAUAUUUAUAUAUUUACUUCCGCAGAAUUCUGGUAUAAAUGCAGUUACUCUAUCCCAAAAUGGGGACAGAACGUAGCCCAGUGGUAAAGCGCUCACCUGAUGCAUGGUCAGUCUUGGAUCGAUCCCUAUUGGUGGAACCAUUGGGCAAUUUCUCAUUCCAGCCAGUGCACCAUGACUGGUAUAUAUCAAAGGCCAUGUUACAUUAUGUGCUAUCUUGUCUAUGGGAUGGUGCAUAUAAAAGAUUUCAUGGCAUCCAUAAUAAAUCAAUGUGCUCUAGUGGUGUCAUUAAACAAGAGAAACUUAACUAUCCCAAAGCUGUUGCAUAUUCAAGGCUCUGAUUUUAAUGGAUGAUUUAUUUAACAAAGACUUAAUUAUGUAGAUGUGCAAUCAUUAGUGCAAACUGUGUGUACACAUGUUGUUUAUCAUUAAUAUUUUAACAAUAUAUUACUCAUAUAUUUUAUGUACUGUACAUGUAGUUUGAUAUUUUUGUUACAUUCUUUACAAUUUACUUGGUGUUGAAAAGAGUAAAUUUAUAAUAUUAUAUGUCAAUAAUUUGUAUCAAAUUAAUGUUUGAAAUAAAAAGUUAAAAUAUU